GUGGUUAGGGCGUUGGCUGCUUUUUGGAACAAAAACUAUGUUAGAUUUAAAAAAAAAAAUCAAAAUGUCUUCCCAGAAAAAGGAGCCAAUUCUGAGCAUACGCUAAGUUCCUAGAAGCCUACCUUGCUUUCAUUGGAUUGUGUUUAACGGAUUCAUUUGCGUACAAAUGGGCAUGGCCCAACUUUUUGACGCGCAGCCGAUUUUCAAAUGGAAGCGCCGCCUUCCGAGACGCUUUAAGGACGCGGUAACGACGCUUGGCGUCAAGAAUAAGAGUGGAGUCCGGUGCUCGAGGGUUCUUCUUUGUCCGGUGCAAAAAUGUCUUCCAGCAGCCUGCUUCGUUGCGUGUUGUGCUGGAAGUCCGAAGAGGAUUCGGUGACGGGAGCGCUCGCGACAAAAGACGACAUUACUGCGCAUGAGAACUGUCUGCUGUACGCAUCCGGUAUUUACUGUAAAAACUCCCCGGUGUUUGACGACCUCUUCGGAUUCUCGGUAGAGGACGUGGAACAGGAGAGCAGAAGGGGCAAGAAACUGAAGUGUCACGGGUGUAAGAACACUGGAGCCACUGCUGGCUGUGAGGUGAAGCGAUGUCCUCGGUCCUAUCACUACCCCUGUGCUGUCAAGUCCAACGCACGCACCAUAGAGAACCAGACCAAGGGGGUCUAUCAGUUAUUUUGUGCAUAUCACUAUGAGAAGGCCAAUGGAUCUGCAGCAGCUCAGAAUGGAGGAGCAGCCAACCCAAGAGAGGGGUCAAAGGCCAAGCCCACUGCUAUGUCAACAGUCAGCAGGAAGAGGAGGCUCCCGGACUCAGAUGAUGAGGAGGACUGUCUUCUGAUACCACCUGUGGAGUCGGACCUUGAGGACCUUGAGGACAGCCCACAGCCUAUGAUGCAGUCCAAAGGUCCUGAGAACACAACUGACAGAGAAACUACAACGUCAUCCAAACAGCGCACAGACAUGUCUAGCUCCUGUCUAGGUCUUGAUGGAGAUGACACAGAUAUCGAAUCAGAUGAGGCAUCAGAGAGUUUGCUUCCCGGCGCGUCAUCUUUGAAUGGAAGAGAACCCCCCCACACACACACACACACCUCCCCAGCUUUGCCACCAGAAGUCCCAGUGUCCACUCUGGCCCCCUGUCCAGCAGAUGCCCCAAGCCCAGCAGAUGCCCCAAGCCCAGCAGAUGCCCCCAGCCCGGUAGAUGCCUCCAGCCCAGCAAAUACCCCCGGCCCAGCAGAUGCCCCCCUGGAGCGUGUGGGGCGGGCAGAGGCAUUCUGGCGCUACUGCAGGGAGGCUGGCUGCACGGAGGCCAUCUUUAGCUGCAUCUCCGCUGACCUGAACAACCUGGCCCAACGCAUCCAGGAGCAGAGGGCCAGCGCAGAGGACUUUGUGGUUGGCCUGAGAGUGCUCCAGGCUUUUGGGCACUCAGAAGAGAUCAUAGCUCAGCUGGAGGAGGACUUUAAAGUGAAUCUGAGGGACCUGCAGCUGAGGAGAGAAGCACUGAAAGCAGCUAGACGCUCUCUGACCACAGACCAGCAGAGACCAGAAGUUACCACAGACCAGCAGAGACCAGAAGUGACCACAGACCACCUGCCUCCCACUCAUCUAGAGGACUGGUCUAGUCUCUGGUCUAGUCUCCCACUCAUCUAGAGGACUGGUGUAAGACUAGAGGACUGGUCUAGUCUCCCACUCAUCUAGAGGACUGGUCUAGUCUCCCACUGAUCUAGAGGACUGGUCUAAGACUAGUGGACUGCUCUAGUCUCCCACUGAUCUAGAGGACUGCUCUAGUCUCCCACUGAUCUAGUGGACUGCUCUAGUCUCCCACUGAUCUAGAGGACUGGUCUAAGACUGUCUCCCAAACUGUCUCCUUUAAGAUUGUCUCCCAAACUGUCUCCUUUAAGAUUGUCUCCUAAACUGUGUCCUCUAAGACUGUUUCCCCAACUGUUUCUUCUAAAGCUAGGAAUAGUCCUCCCACCUUAAAGGAAUUGUCCGGAGUAAAAUGUACUUUAGAUCAAUUUACGGAUGAUUGGGAGUACAUACGUUGAGUUGACAUCCAAAUCAUGUCAUUCGGAUGUGUUUUGAGAAAGUUCGAUGUUACCGUUUUUAGUCAAAACUCGUGGAAGUGA
Molecule: messenger RNA, 2117 nt
Organism: Alosa sapidissima (American shad)
Lineage: Eukaryota; Metazoa; Chordata; Actinopteri; Clupeiformes; Clupeidae
Gene: phf11
Product: PHD finger protein 11
Exons: 15
Coding region: 316-1641 (441 amino acids)
Cellular component (GO): nucleus
Molecular function (GO): histone binding; histone deacetylase binding
Source: RefSeq, a predicted model, not a curated record